AAUGCCCAUUAAUAGCACGUGAAAACCGGAAAGAAUAAUAGAGAGGGAGAGGAUAUGGAGAUUCCAGUUGUACACAAUUCAUUCAAUCCAAAAUUCUAUCCUUGUCCUAUGUUUCCUUUUGUUUCCUUUUGCUUGGUAUUGCUCUCACCACUAAAAACCCAAACACACCCACUUCUCCAUUAAAACUCUCCUUCUCUCUCUCACAUUCCCUCACUUACAAACCUCUUGAGAAAAUUGGUAAUGCCAAAGAAUUCCGUAGAUCGAAGAAUUAUUGUGAAUACUUCACUCUCAUCAAAUUCUACUCCUAUUUAAUUUUCUCUAGCUUCUUAUCUAAUCAAAAUCCUUAUUUCUAGAUUCUUUUAAUCCCAUAAAAAAAGAAAAAAAGAAAAAAAAAAUGAGUUGUGUGAAUCUGAGUACAUGGGUCCAAACCUGUUCUCUGUUCAACCAAGCAGGAGGCAGAUCCAGACUCUCCUCCUCUUCAGCUCUCAACAAUCUGUUUCACCCUCUGAAGAAUAAUUUCCCAAUUCCCCUUUCUUCAAUCCCAAAACGACACCGUCCGAGUCCGUCGUCUUCUCUCUCCACCGUCUCCGCCCUGCUCACCCAGCAAGAGACCGAGACCGUGACGGAAGCCCUAGAGGAGGAAAAAGCCCCUUUCAAUUUCAAGGCCUACAUGAUCCAGAAGGCAAAUUCUGUGAACCAGGCCCUAGACGACGCCGUUUCGCUCCGCGAGCCGCAGACUAUCCACGAGGCUAUGAGGUACUCGCUCCUCGCCGGCGGCAAGAGAGUCCGCCCGGUGCUCUGCCUCACCGCUUGUGAACUCGUCGGCGGAGAUGAGUCCGUUGCCAUGCCGGCGGCCCUCGCCGUCGAGAUGAUCCACACCAUGUCGCUCAUCCACGACGACCUUCCUUGCAUGGACAACGACGAUCUCCGCCGCGGCAAGCCGACGAACCACAAGGUGUUCGGCGAGGACGUCGCCGUCCUCGCUGGCGACGCCCUCCUCGCCUUCGCCUUCGAGCACAUCGCCGUCUCCACCGCUGGAGUCACUCCUUCGAGAAUCGUCCGCGCGAUCGGCGAGCUUGCAAAGUCGAUCGGCACCGAAGGCCUCGUCGCCGGCCAAGUCGUCGACAUCGAUUCCGAGGGAUCCGACGACGCCGGACUCGAGAAGCUGGAAUUCAUCCACAUCCAUAAAACCGCCGCUCUUCUAGAAGCCUCCGUCGUUCUCGGAGCGAUUCUCGGCGGCGGCACCGACGACGAGGUCGAAAAGCUCCGGAGCUUCGCGAGGUGCAUCGGACUGCUGUUUCAGGUCGUGGAUGACAUCCUGGACGUGACGAAAUCGUCUCAGGAAUUGGGGAAAACGGCCGGGAAAGACUUGGUCGCCGACAAGGUAACCUAUCCGAAGCUGAUCGGGAUCGAAAAAUCGAAGGAAUUCGCAGCAAAAUUGAACAAAGAAGCACAAGAACAACUCUCCGGGUUUGACGCUCACAAAGCUGCUCCUUUGAUUGCUUUGGCUAAUUAUAUUGCUAAUAGGCAAAACUAAUAAAGAACCUGUUCUUCGUUCGUUGGUUUUAGAUUUAUUUUGGUUUAGUAUAAAACACAUGGGGGUAUAAAAGAAAUCGUUUUUGUGGGGAUUACUUGCAACAACAUGUUAAUGAUGUUUUAGUCAAACGUAACGAAUACAAGAUUCGUUAUAAUAUAGUUUGUCAAAUGCUGUUAUGAUCCUGUAUUGCUUAUUUUAAUGAAAUCAAAGAAACAUGCUGGGUAAUACUCUGCAUCUGGGCGUUGAAUGAA
This is a messenger RNA of Morus notabilis, 1788 nucleotides long. Its product is annotated as geranylgeranyl pyrophosphate synthase, chloroplastic. Gene Ontology annotation, molecular function: geranylgeranyl diphosphate synthase activity. Gene Ontology annotation, biological process: isoprenoid biosynthetic process. Lineage: Eukaryota; Viridiplantae; Streptophyta; Magnoliopsida; Rosales; Moraceae. The coding region runs from base 395 to 1537 and encodes 380 amino acids. The record is from RefSeq and is a predicted model, not a curated record. The transcript has a single exon.